Sclerotinia sclerotiorum 1980 UF-70 is the source of this 1476-nucleotide messenger RNA. RefSeq lists its product as hypothetical. The record is from RefSeq and is a predicted model, not a curated record. Gene Ontology annotation, molecular function: cyclin-dependent protein serine/threonine kinase regulator activity; protein kinase binding. Gene Ontology annotation, cellular component: cyclin-dependent protein kinase holoenzyme complex; nucleus. NCBI's taxonomy places the organism in Eukaryota, Fungi, Ascomycota, Leotiomycetes, Helotiales, Sclerotiniaceae. The coding region runs from base 1 to 1476 and encodes 491 amino acids. Gene Ontology annotation, biological process: regulation of cyclin-dependent protein serine/threonine kinase activity. The transcript has a single exon.
AUGAGUAAAGGUGUCCUUCCUUUGCGUAUCUUCAUACAGGAAACUUUGAGACGAUCAAGGACUAGCUACUCGACUCUUCAAGUCGCUUUGUACUACCUGAUUUUGAUCAAACCUUUUGUACCGAAGACCGAUUUCACCAUGGAGCAGCCGGAUGAUGCGCAAUCAUUCAGAGCUUUACAAUGUGGUCGAAGAAUGUUUUUGUCUGCGCUUAUUCUCGCUUCGAAAUAUUUGCAAGAUAGAAACUACUCGUCGCGCGCUUGGAGUAAGAUUUCUGGAUUACCAACUUUAGAGAUUAACCAAAACGAAAUAGCCUUUCUCCUCGCCGUGAAUUGGGAGUUGCACAUAACAGAAAAAGUCUUUCAACGUUGGACUGACAUUGUUCUCAACUACACACCGUCGUCGCAACCUCCAUCCUCAGGCGCUUCUUUAAGUAUUGCAGAACAGUCUGUCGAAUGGAAAAGAAUUGUUCUACAGCUCAACCCAGAAUUGGAUAACAUUAAGGAAAUUACAGGACCUCAAAAAGAAGUUUGUGGUCUUCCGCUAAGACCUUUCACGCCAUUGUCUGCUUAUCAUUUCCCUGGUUCUAAUGAAUCUACUUCGACCCCGAAGCAAUAUUCUCCUAACAUCAUGGAGCCAUCACCUUCAGUUGCUUGUCCCACUAGUAGACCUGCACCCGCUCUUGGUCUUCUCCCAACACCACGAUUGACUCCCCAGAGUUCUGGAUACAACACUCCUGCUGUGAGUGCUGCGUCUUAUAUGCUUGGCAAAUCCUCGAUGAGUCUCGCUAUGACACAGACAAGCUUUUGUGGUCCUCAAGCGACUGAAAAGUGGACAACUCAAUUUACCUCAUCUCCACAAGGAUAUUCUUGUAAUCGUCGAUCAUCUUUGGCCAAUUCUGUCUCGUCAAUGUCUUCACCAGAAUCAAUGAUUUCGGAUACUUCCUCAAGAUCAUCUCGUUCAUCUUCAAUCUCAUCUGCAUCGUCAUUGACGAGUGCGCCGGUCCCAGCAAAGCUGGAUGUCCUGGCGCGUUGUCGAUAUGCGAAGCUGUGUAGUAAGAAGCAGAAUAGAAAUGUUGUUGUGACAGUAGCAGAGAUUUGUGGAACAGACGAUGAAUUUGUUGCCGAUGCAGCCGAGAAAGCUGCGGAAGCUGCACGUGCUUUACAAGAAUUGCACAGUCAACCAAGAUCCACAGAUUCGCCCAACAAAGCUGGUGCUAAAAGAAGUAGGACUCAUUCACUUGAUGUUUCUCUUCAUGAAAAUGUACGGGAACUGUUGGCUGGAAGCGUGGUCCGCGACUCGGAAUGUCUAGCUGGUUUUGUUAAGUCAGAUGGACAAAUUGGUGCGCAAAUAAUGCCAACAGGUUCAUCUGGAAGAAAGAGACUUUGUUGUGCAACAGAAGCUGCUCGAGGACUUGCUCAAUCAAAUAUUUACCCAGUUUUUAAUCGCCCGGGAAUGUGGGAUGGAAUACUAAAUUAA